CAUUUUUAUUAAUUUUCGAUGUCUAACCCUUCUUCGGGAAAUCAAAAAGAAACCCUAGGUCCGUCCGUUUUUCACGGUUAAAAUUAAAAAAAUUAGGGCAAAAAUUCAAAAAUUGCCAAAAUUGAUUGGGGAAAUUGUGGAAUCUAUUAGGGUUUCGAAUGAGAUAGCCCGGAUUCAAGCCCUAAUUUACCUGUCGGGUUUAUGAUCGGCACGGUUCGUAGACAAAGGGAUUUUUUUUUUUCGCGGUUCAAUCAAUCGAGGUAGGUAUGCGAUUUUUCAUUGUCUUUUAAAUUUGUUCAUAAGUUUUGGUUUAUCCGAAUCCAUCGGAGAUUACUAUGAAUGCAUGGAUAAUUGGAUGUGAUCGCCUUGCGAGUACGUUUGACGAUGAUUUUCGUUUUGUCAAUUUUUUGGCGUGGUUUGGGUGACACAGAUCUGAGAAAUGUUUAUAUGCAUGUACAAUGAUGGAACAUGAAAAUUGGGGGUUUCUGGAUUGGGAGUUUUCGUUUGGGGAAGUCGAUGGAAAAUAGUUUAGAAUACUCACAUGGUACUGAUACACCAAAGAAAUCGAGAUCUUUGGAUCUCAAGAGUUUAUACGAAACAAAAGUGUCUAAAGCGGUUCAGAAUGAGAACUUAAAGAGAAAGGUUCGGGCUGAGAAUGGUGGUGAGCAGAGGAACGAGAGGAGAAAUAGGAAAAAAGUGUCCCUCAGUAAUUUCAGUAGUAUUUAUAGUAGGAGCAGGAAGAGUUUGCAUGAAGUUUAUGAUGAUGAACUAGGUUCAAGUGGGCAUGAUUCAAAAAAGGCCUUGAAGUCAGAGUCAAAGGAGAAGUUAAAUAGCAGUAGUGAGUUUAACAAAGUUUCACUUAUUUUGAAUGAUGAUGUUAUGCAAAUUCCAAAGCGUAAGAGAGGUGGAUUUGUUAGGAGGAAAAAAAUUCUUGGUGGUCAGAUUUUGAAACCAUCUGGGCAAUUGGAUGGUAAAGCUGUUAUUGUUGAUCAGAUUGCUAAAUCUAGUGCCAAAGAUCCAAGUGAUCUGGUGGCGUGCUGUAAGACUAAUAGAAAGCCAGGGUUUAAAAAUUUAAAGGAGAAAGAGCAAAGUGAGUUGAGCUCAACUCAGCAUCCGAAGAGAGGAGAUGGGCAUGCUGAUCCAUUAGUUAGAGAAAAUCAAUCGAGCUCCACUUUGCAUUUGAAGGAGGAAGGUGAACAUAUUGAUCAUUCGGUUGUAAAACCUGUCAGUCUGUCAGUCAAAAAAUCACAAAAGAAUUUUGGGAAAAGAAAGAUUUCUGCAUCUGGGAGAAAACGUAAUUCAAAAGAGGGUGAGGCAUCUAUAUCACAUUCUACUAAGCGACGUGAUGGCUGCCUGGAAGAUGAUGAAGAGAACCUUGAGGAGAAUGCUGCUAGAAUGUUAUCAUCAAGAUUUGAUCCAACUUGUUCUGGGUUUUCUUCAAACGUGAUGGGUUCCUUGCCACCAGCGAAUGGGUUUGUUAGUCAUGGUCUUAAGCCUCUAGCAGAUUUGGAAUCUGCAUCAGUUGAUUCGGCCGGAAGAGUACUGAGGCCUAGGAAGCAACGAAAAGAAAAGAAAAGCUCACGGAAAAGACGCCAUUUUUAUGAAAUUUUAUUAGCAGACUUGGAUGCAGUUUGGAUAUUGAAUAGGAGGAUCAAAGUCUUUUGGCCUCUGGACCAAAUCUGGUACUAUGGGCUUGUGAAUGACUAUGAUAAAGAAAGGAAGCUUCAUCAUGUCAAAUAUGAUGAUCGCGAUGAAGAAUGGAUUGAUCUUCAAAAUGAAAGGUUCAAACUGUUGCUGCUUCCUAGUGAAGUUCCUGGUAGGGAAGACCGUAGGAAGUCGGUGAUGGGAAAUAAUCCUGCUAAUGAGAAAAGGGAAUCAAGAUCCAGGAAGGGGAAAGAAACGAACGCUCCAAAGGAGGAAUGCAAUACUGGUAGCUUUAUGGAUUCUGAGCCAAUCAUCUCUUGGUUGGCUCGAUCUACUCAACGUAAUAAAUCAUGCCCCUCUCAUAGUUCAAAGAGGCAGAAAACCUCCAGCCUAUCUUUAAAAUCGGGGUCCCAGGCAAUUGAAAGGCCUCAUUCAGGAUUGCCAGAAAGAUUAGGAGAUAUGGAUGGGUUAGAGAAGUCUACUUCGGAAAUCACCACUUGUUCAAAGACUUGCAAAUUUCCUAUUGUAUAUUUUAGGAAAAGGUUCCGCACCAUAGGCACUGAAAUGUCUCAUAAGCAUGAGACAAGUUAUGCCUCUAUAAGAACACAUUCUCUUGCUUCAUUUUUUUCUAAUGUUGGUGAAAUCGACGAUGUGGAGGAAUCAGAUAUCUCUCCCAGAAGGUCGGAAGCACCCAGGUUGCUAUGGUGUGUUGAUGAUGAUGGGUUAUUACAGUUGGCUAUUCCAUCGAUGGAAGUCGGGCAGUUGAGGUUUGAGUUAACCAUCCCAGAAUAUUUAUUCUUGAAUAUGAUUACAAGUGCAGAAACAUUUUGGUUAUUCCAUUUGACAAUGCUCAUCCAACAUGGUGCAUUGACGUUAACAUGGCCAAAGGUUCAAUUAGAGAUGUUUUGUGUAGAUAAUGUGGUUGGGUUGAGAUUUCUCCUGUUUGAAGGUUGCUUGAUGCAGGCAGUGGCAUUCAUUUUCCUGGUCAUGAAAAUGUUUCGGCAACCCAGCAAACAGGUAAGGUAUGCUGAUUUUCAAGUUCCCAUGACCUCUAUCAGGUUCGAACUCUCGUGCCUUCCGGAUAUCGGAAAGCAGCUUGUGUUUGCUUUCUAUAACUUUUCAGAAACAAAAAAUUCCAAGUGGCUUCACUUAGACUGCAGGCUGAAGAAGUAUUGCUUACUCACCAAGCAACUUCCAUUGACUGAAUGCACCUACGAUAAUAUCAAAAGGUUUCAAAAUUGCACAAGUCAGUUCCAUACAUCUCCGUUUUGUGGCGAGUGUUCCUCUGUCAAGGGCACACAGAAGAUUAGUAGUCUUGGUAUCAACCACGAAGGAGAUGCAAGCGAGAACAAUGGUCAUUCUAAUUUGUGUUCUAAUGAAACCAACAAAAAAUUUCCUGCUUUUGCUCUUUCUUUUACUGCUGCACCUUCCUUUAUGCUGAGUUUGCAUCUCAAGCUGCUUAUGAAACAGUGUGUGGCUCAUUUAAGUUCGCUACAUCAGGAUUCAGGCAAGCGUGCAGAAAAUUUUGGUAGGUUGACUGUGGACAACGUGUGUAUGAAUGACUGUGCCAAUAGUCUUAGUACCUCGUCAAAGGCAUUAGAUAGAUGGAACUUGUGUGCUCAGUCAGAUUUAGGGACUGGUCUCUCUGACUGUGAGGUGGGAGGUUCCUCCCGGUAUAAAAGAAGUCGUCUUGUUGCUGAAACGUGUGCAGGGUCUCAGGAUUCGGACAAGGCUAGAAAUGAUGUAAAGAAGCGGAUGCGAUCUUUGGGAAAUGACAAAUCAGCGAAAGCAAUGGCUUUACCUAAUGUGGCAAGAUCUGAUAAUGGUUCUGAUUCAUUUUUGAAUGACCUUAGUGUUGAGAUUCCAUCAUUUCAGCCUGUGGAUGGGGAGUUGCACAAUGCUCAGCUAUCUAUGGAUGUAGCAUGGAAUGUGAAUUCUGGCAUCAUUCGCAGCCCUAACCCCACUGCACCUCGAAGCACAUGGCAUCGAAAUAAGAAUAACUCAUCGUCAUUUGGAUUGGCCUCACAUGGAUGGUCGGACGGAAAGGAUUUUCUGAACGGUUUGGGAAAUAGAACUAAGAAACCACGAACUCAGGUUUCUUACAUGUUACCUUUUGGAGGUUUAGAUUAUGGCUCAAAGAACAGAAACUCUCAUCCUAAAGCAACUCCUUACAAGCGAAUCAGAAGGGCUAGUGAGAAGCGGUCGGAUGCAGCUAGAGGUUCCCAAAGAAACUUAGAAUUGCUAUCAUGUGAUGCAAAUGUGUUGAUUACAACUGGUGAUAGAGGAUGGAGAGAAUGUGGGGCAAGAGUGGUAUUAGAGGUCUUUGACCAUGAUGAGUGGAAACUUGCUGUGAAACUUUCAGGAAUUACCAAAUAUUCUUACAAGGCUCAUCAAUUUUUGCAACCCGGAUCUACGAAUCGGUAUACACAUGCUAUGAUGUGGAAAGGAGGAAAGGAUUGGAUCUUGGAGUUUCCAGAUCGAAGCCAGUGGACGAUAUUCAAGGAGUUGCAUGAGGAGUGUUACAAUCGAAACGUUAGAGCAGCGUCCGUUAAGAAUAUUCCAAUUCCUGGCGUUCGCUUGAUAGAAGAAAAUGAUGAACAUGUAGCAGAAACUGCAUUUAUGCGAAAUCCUUCCAAGUACUUCCGGCAGGUAGAAACAGAUGUUGAAAUGGCUUUGAAUCCAAAUCGUGUCUUGUAUGACAUGGAUAGUGAUGACGAGCAGUGGAUCAAGGAUAUUCAAACUUCUUCAGAAGUUGGCUCUAGUAGCAGCUUGGGAGAGGUGUCGAGUGAGGUGUUUGUGAAAACGAUGGAUGCUUUUGAGAAGGCUGCAUACUCUCAGCAGCGUGAUGAGUUCACAGAUGACGAGAUUGCAGAGGCAGUGAAUGAAACUCUGGUGUCGGGUUUGACGAAAGGGAUCUUUGAGUAUUGGCAGCUGAAAAGGCGACAGAAGGGAAUGCCUUUACUUCGACAUCUUCAGCCGCCUCUUUGGGAAACCUACCAACAGCAACUAAAAGAUUGGGAGUCUACAGUCAACAAAAACAACACCAAUUCCUGCAACGGAUGUCACGAGUCGGCAUCAAUCGAGAAACCGCCCAUGUUUGCUUUCUGUUUGAAACCCCGAGGCCUGGAAGUUUCCAAUAAAGGCUCUAAGCAACGGUCGCAUAGGAAGUUUUCAAUGGCUGGUCAUAGCAAUUCCAUCACCUAUGAUCAGGAUGGAUUGCAUGGUUUUGUUAGAAGAUUGAAUGGGUCUGCCCUUGGGGAUGAUAGGAUGGUCUAUUUAGGCCAUAACUAUGAGUUUUUGGAAGAUUCUCCUUUGAUUCACACAUCAUCCAGCUUAUUUUCGCCACGACUCGAAGGUGGCAUUUUGAGUAACGAUGGGUUCGAGAGGAAUGUUCUACCAAAACUUCACAAGACCAAGUCCAGAAAAUAUGGGGCUUCUCCAUAUGAACCUAUGAUGGCAUCUUCUUUCAAUCAGAGAAUGGUUGGAAAGAGAGAUGGGUUAAAUAGGUGGAACAAUGGUUAUUCCGAGUGGUCAAGCCCGCUACGUUAUCGGUUCGAUGGAUCACAAAGGCAAAUUCUCGAACAGUUGGAAGGUUCCGACCUCGACGAGUACAGGUUCCGUGAUGUAUCUGGUGCUGCUCAGGAAGCACGCAACGUCGCCAAGUUCAAGAGAGAAAAGGCCAGACGAUUACUAAUCAGAGCAGACCUCGCAAUUCAUAAGGCAGUGGUUGCUAUCAUGACUGCUGAAGCAAUGAAAGCUGCCUUCGAGGACAACCCUAACGGCGAUGGAUAGAAAAGUGAAGAAAACCGAAUCCCGACUACCCCAACGUCUCCCAUUGCUCGAGCUCACCGAUAUAUCCACCCACAUGGCAAGCGGAUUAGGUUCGACGACUUCAUUAGCAAUGGGUACUGCCCUGCCCCCUCGAUAUUGUGCAGAUUCAAUAUCGAACGUCUGGCCCGACAAACUCGAGCGAUCAGUGACGAGAAUUCAUUGCUACAGCCUCACCGUCCCACAAGGAAGGCUUUUUGUAAGCCAACAUGAUUGUUAGUGAUCAGAUUUUGGGGGUAAGACAUUAUUUGUACAGUUUUUAACCCUCAGCUUCAAAAGUGUUCCAUCCAUGAAAUGAGAAUCUUAGAUUAAAGAAUACAUCAUGUGUUCAAUGCCAUUGCAUAUUUCCUGUGUAUAUAGAAACUCUACUGAUUAUGCCACAAUUUUUGAGGUCUACACAAACAAUUGUUGAUUGUAAAUUAUUGAUCAUAUCUUGAAUUGCAACUUGGUUUAUAGUUAUGUAA
Messenger RNA from Cucurbita maxima (winter squash), 5936 nucleotides. RefSeq lists its product as uncharacterized. The record is from RefSeq and is a predicted model, not a curated record. Gene Ontology annotation, biological process: regulation of transcription by RNA polymerase II. Gene Ontology annotation, cellular component: piccolo histone acetyltransferase complex. The transcript is spliced from 4 exons. Lineage: Eukaryota; Viridiplantae; Streptophyta; Magnoliopsida; Cucurbitales; Cucurbitaceae. Bases 469 to 5436 code for a protein of 1655 amino acids.